UCGCUAAAAGCCUGCCCACAGCUCCGCUCCCUUCCUUCCCUGGCGGAAGCACCAGGGGCCUUCAGAUGUCUCCUGCGGAAUUCCAUGGCCUCCCCCUUCCUGCACCUUCCCGACUGAGGCGGCCUUUGCAAAAAGCUGGCCCUCCCUCUCAUUCCAGCCCCGGAGCGGGAGGCGAGGCCGCGAGUGCGCGGACUCUGCCAACUCCCCAGGGAGCACCCGUGUUCGGCCGACAUAAACACGAGUGGGACGCGGAGGGCCCGCACCCAGGAGCUCCCAGCACCGCGCCGCGGGGCCGGGGCUGUGCCUGACCCCAGCGGGGAGAGAUCCCGGCCCGGCCCCAGGCCAUGGACCCGGGGCGCGGCCCCCGCGGCGCGGCCGCUGCUGCAGAAAUCAAAGAUGGAAGAGAAAAUCAAAUUUCAUAUUUGAAAAUAUCAAAACUAGCAUUGGCUUUUGCAAUUAUCCACUCAAAACCACCUGGGAAGAGUUCCAAAGAAUACAUAGAGUACCUUGCCAAAACUGUAUCCGAACAGGAUUUUGGAUGGAAAUGGAAAGUGGAAGUGCUGGAAGCUGAAGUUCUUCGAUUACGACAGGAACUUCUUUUGAACAGGAUCUCUCCAAGAUUCUGCUUGGAAAAUAGAAAACAGGAUACGUCUGCUGAAACUCUUCUGGGUCGGGAAUCUAUAAACCCUACAAGUUACUCAAGCCAGCUAGAAGACUCUGGAUGUGAUGUCUGUAAUGACUCUGCAUUUGAUUCUUUAGGCAUAGCUUCAGAUUUUCACCAAUCUGAGCAUAAUGUCAACACUUCUAAACAUUGGUUGGAAAGAGUUCCCCCACUGAACCUUUGCCGUAGUAGCAAAGAGCAAUCUCUGACUGCUCCAGUGCAGUUUUUGCAACGUUUGCUUGAAAUAAGAAAACUGUCAGAAGGAGGAAUUCUUCAAGCAGACUUCUCAGAGCUUGAGAAUGAUUCUUUCACCAUAUGGAAUUCAGUGUCUCAGCUGCUUGAUGGACUGACUGUUUUUUACAAAAGUCCUAAAUUCCCAGCUCCAAGUUUCCUUACUGAAGGAGUUUCUGUUUUGAUCAGUUUAAUAACUGAUACUAAAUUAUCUAAUCAUGUUUUGAAGAAGUGUUUCAAGAAGAUGGAAGAAUUUAAGAAAAAUCUAAUUCAAAUUAUUUUAAGAAAUAGGAGUGUCAAUAGGUUUCAGGCACUGCAUUCUGUAUCACAAACGUUGGGUUUGCUGGGAAGGAACAACAUACUAAGAAAUUCUUUAAUAUCGCUUCUCCUAUUGGAAGUCCGUCAGUUUGCUGAGCAGUUGUUGCAGGCUCACCAGGUCCAGUCUGUGUACGACAUCACCCAGUAUGAGAAUAUUUUUCUUUUGUGCAUGAUUCUGGAACAACUUCUUCAAAAUGAGACACAAGAAAGUAACAUUUCAAGCUCAAACUAUGGAGGAGAAGAAAAAAUCAAAUUUCUGAAGAACCUUGAUCAAAUUAUUCUCCAUCUCUCAGAUGAAUUCCCUUUGUUUUCUUUAUAUUUAUGGAGAAUUGUAGCACUUUCUCACCAGCAAGCUCUCUAGGCCACUGGAAAAGCAAUGGAUAUAUUUUGGGAAAUAUAUUCAUCCUUGGUAAGUUUUGAAGUAACUGCUCACUUGAGACAUGAUUUUUGAAAUUUUUUUCACAGCAUACAGAAAGAUAAGGGUUUGUAUCCAGAGAUGGCACAACUACAUGGCACUUAUGCUCUGACAGGGAUUUGGAACAGUUGUGCAGCUUUGGAAGUGUUGAGGCAGAGUGAGAGUUCCCCUUACAAUGCCAUUGUAGCAAUCUAGACACACACUCGCCUCUCUGCAAAAGUGCUGUUAACUGGUCACCUGGGCUCUCUUUAUCUCCUUAAUGCAGAAUUAAAUAGGGCAGUGAACCAUAUUAAUGAACACCUCAGCUUUGGUGGGGGCAAUAACCCCUGCAAUCAGAAUACUUACUAGAUUGUUGUCUCUUGUUUCUUGGAGAUUUUUCACUAAGAGGGGACUUACCUCAAGACAAAAAUGCCAAAGGUAGACUUGUACAUUUAGAUGUCUCCAUGUGGUUGGGAUAUCUAAUCUAUGAAACACUUGAAAAGUAACCCAGUGUUUUGGUCUGGGUAUCUAGCUGCUGCCCCAAAGGACUGCAGAUCUUCUUUAAGUCCUGUGUCACAUUUUCUCUCUUCAUGUAGAUGCCUCUGAUAUCCUGGAGCAUCUUUAGUGGCACUGUCACUUAAAUGUGUCUGCUUAGGCAACUGAAUUGUGGUGAUAGCAGAAGCUUAGAUAUGUACCUCACCACCACAAACAUGCAUUUAGGUCUCUUAAUCUGAAAACUAAACCCCACAUUUGUGAUACCUUAUAUGUUUUAGAGUAGGAAAUUAAAAUAAGUUUAAAUCCCUGCUCUUCAGACAAUUUCUGCUCUUAUCCAAUGACUGUUAGAUGUAACUUGAGUAAACACCACUGUCUUUAGUUUUGAAAUUAACAGGAUGACUGAGACAGUCCCUGGAGAAUUUACAACUAGGUUACAAGAAACCUGCCUGCAUCUUGGACUUAAACUAAGUCUUCAGGUACUUACUAAGUAGGUAUGACCAUGUCCAAGUUUUACUUGUGUGGCCUCCAGAGAGGAAUACCAAAUCCAGAGAAAGUACCUGUGCUCUUUGCUGAGUGUAGACUAUUGGAUGUCUCAAAAGAACAAUCUCAAGGUCCGAUGUGCUGAGCAUAACAUCUCAUACACUUAAAUAGGAAACACUGAAAAUAGUUUGGUCAGACUUGUCAUUGCUGUCUGGAGUAUUUUACCUGAGUUACCCUUACAGUUUUAAAAUGAACAAUCCAAUGAUAUUUCUUUUUUCUUGCACAUCUCUUUUUUUGUAAACACAUGUACUUUAGAUGUUGGCAAAAUGUUAAUGUUUUGCAAAUGCAAAUUGUUCAGCCGUAUAAAUACAGAGAUAUAUAUAAGCGCACACACACAGUUAAAUUACAUAUUUAUAUGGUUGAAUUAGCAAUGCUUAUUUAUUAGUAGCCUAAUAGCAGUUUAUUAUUUUAUAAUUUGCUGUUCUGCCACAUUCUUAGCUUUCUGGGUGACUGAUUUUCAUGCCUGUCUCUAUCUGUUUUAAAAGAAUUUUGUGGUAGAGUGUCUCUUUUUAUGAAAAUAGAAAAAUUAUGAGACAAAGAAAAUAAAUUUUUAUUCUAGUGCUGCUCCAUUGACUGUUCUAUUCCCUAAAGUUUUGCAUGCCUACUAAUGACAGCAGUGGGUGGGAUUUUGAAGUGAACUG
This is a messenger RNA of Corvus hawaiiensis (hawaiian crow), 3280 nucleotides long. It is a transcript of the gene MEI4, whose product is annotated as meiotic double-stranded break formation protein 4. The transcript has 6 exons. The record is from RefSeq and is a predicted model, not a curated record. Gene Ontology annotation, biological process: DNA recombination; homologous chromosome pairing at meiosis; oogenesis. NCBI's taxonomy places the organism in Eukaryota, Metazoa, Chordata, Aves, Passeriformes, Corvidae. The coding region runs from base 345 to 1571 and encodes 408 amino acids. Gene Ontology annotation, cellular component: lateral element.